This is a messenger RNA of Camponotus floridanus (Florida carpenter ant), 1797 nucleotides long. RefSeq names its product dnaJ homolog subfamily B member 12. The coding region runs from base 306 to 1403 and encodes 365 amino acids. Gene Ontology annotation, molecular function: Hsp70 protein binding. Gene Ontology annotation, cellular component: endoplasmic reticulum membrane. Lineage: Eukaryota; Metazoa; Arthropoda; Insecta; Hymenoptera; Formicidae. The transcript is spliced from 8 exons. Gene Ontology annotation, biological process: cellular response to misfolded protein. The record is from RefSeq and is a predicted model, not a curated record.
CAGCUGUUCGCGCGCGCGCGCGCGCAUCUGGUCCGUCGUGUAUGCUCGUUCGGCCGAAAUAUCGCGGUAUAGGUGAUUAAUUGACGUUACGAUGACGUUCAUCAGCUCCUCGCACCUUUAAUCAUUCGCUGCUCGGCCGAUGAAACGAGAAACGAUGCUCGUGACGUGUGAUCGAGUCGCACGCCGCGGUCAAGAGUGCUGAGAGUCCGGCCCUCCCUCGCGACUUAUUUAACAUUUUUGCCCCGUCACCCUGUCGUGCGAUACAACACAAGACUGUGACUUCUCGGUUCCCGACGACGGACAAGAUGGACAGCAACAAGGACGAGGCGGAGCGAUGCACGGAACUCGCCGAGCGGUUUAUGCGGGAAAGAAAAUACGAGGAGGCCGAGAAGUUUAUUCGCAAGGCCCAGAGGCUUUAUCCGACGAAGAAGGCUGAGGAACUGUUGGCGGAAGUGGCGAUACUUUCGAAGCAAAACCAGAAACCAGAGGCUGCCGAGCCUACUGUUAGAAAACGCCAGAGUGCGACUAAAGAUGGAACACAUUCCCAGACUAAUUCGGAUUACACGAAAGAACAGUUGGAUCACGUGAAAAGGAUAAAAAAAUGCAAGGAUUAUUACGAGAUUUUAGGAGUCAGCAAAGACGCUACAGACAGUGAUAUUAAAAAAGCUUACAAGAAAUUAGCCCUUCAAUUGCAUCCUGACAAAAAUAAAGCACCAGGAGCGGCUGAAGCUUUUAAAGCCAUUGGUAAUGCAGUCGCUAUUCUCAUCGAUCCGGAGAAGCGAAAACAAUAUGACUUGUAUGGUCCUGAAGAAGAACGAAUGCAAAGUGCCCAACAUCGUCAAGGUCAUACACAUUAUAACUAUACUCGCGGAUUUGAAGCUGAUAUCACAGCUGAGGAACUAUUUAAUAUGUUCUUUGGCGUUGGCUUUCCGCAACAAGAAUUUUAUAUGCGUCGAACAGGUGGGAGAUGGACGAGGCAGCAAGAGGCCCAAGCGCAACAUGCUCAUUCUCAGCAAGCAAAUGGAUAUACUACAUUUCUUCAAAUGUUACCAGUUUUAUUACUAAUAUUGUUAACUAUGAUGAGUAGUUUCUUCAUAUCUGAUCCAGUAUAUAGUCUGCAUUCAAAUUCGAAAUAUUCUGUGGCCAGAACAACUCAAAUUCAACAUGUUCCAUAUUAUGUUAAAGAAAACUUUCAUAGUGAAUAUCAAGGCAGUUUACGUAGGCUAGAAAAUUCAAUCGAAGAAGAAUACUUCAAUAAUUUAAGACAAGCCUGUGCAAGAGAGAAAAAUUACAAGGAAGCCAUGAUGUGGAAAGCCCGUAAUUUCGGAGAUCAUGAUUUAUAUAUGAAAGCUAAAAAUCUCGAAAUGCCUUCGUGUAAGAAAAUACAAGAAAGUGCAAGAUAAAUUCUGAUAAAAAAAAUAUGAAUUAAAUAGAAGAUCUAUUGUGUAGAUAAAUGUAUAUUAUAUUUAUACGUAUAUAAUUGUUUUUGGGUGUGAUGAAAAUUUGGCAUAUAAAAUGCAGUUACAUAUAUCAUAUUUCUAUACACCCGAAGGGUAAAUCAUAUUUCAAAGUCCACAUAGAGAACAUACAUUUGGACUACUUUUUAGCUGUUUAUUCUAUGCAUAUAAAUUAUAAACUGCAUGAUGAAUGACUGAGUGUUCAAAGUGAAUAAGGUUUUAUUCUUUAGUUGGACUCGCGCGAGUAAAAAUAAAGAAAAAUUUCGUUCAUACUUCAUAUAAUCCAUUUAAACAAAUGUGUGUGUGUGUAUAUAUAUGUGUGUACAUAUACAUACAUACA